GACCCACACCCCACACACCCACACCCACAUUCACACCCGACCCACACCCCACACACCCACACCCACAUUCACACCCGACCCACACCCCACACACCCACACCCACAGCCACACCCACAGCCACAGCCACAGCCACAGCCAUCCACAGCCACCCACACACCCACACCCACCCACCCUCGACUCUUUUUUGAAUUUACUCUUCAUAAAAUAAAUUCUGAUAUGUUGCCAUUAUGAAUAAAUUUCAUCAAGAACUCAAUAUUAAUUCAAUGAUAUCGAGUCUUUUUUGAAUUUACUCACCGUAAAAUAAUUUCUGAUAUGAUGCCAUUAUGAUUAAAUUUCAUGAAGAACUCAAUAUUCAUUGAAUGAUGUCGAGUGUUUUUUGAAUUUACUCUUCAUAAAGUAAAUUCUGAUAUGAUGCCAUUAUGAUUAAAUUUCAUCAAGAACUCAAUAUUCAUUGAAUAACUUCCAAAGGACCUACUGCAAAACAAAUUCGAACAGAUGACAUUUCAUCUCCAACUGAAAAUCCAGGCAAAGUUGAUAUUAAUCAAUCAACAUCAUCUUCUUUGUUAUCAACUCUCAAAGAAUUGAAUGCUAACUUUGCUCAUUUACGUCAACAAGUAGCUAGUCUUUCAGACAAAUUUGAUCAAAAUGAAAACACAUUGGAUGUUAUUUUGCAAAAUCAAAAAAGGCUGGCUAAAGCUAUGCGGCAAUAUAAGAUUCCAAUUGCUUUGGUCGGUGAGACAGACUCUCAAACAUCAACAGCUACUCACAGCAAAGAUCCUCUCAUUUCCAAAUCCAGUACCGGUGAAGAAGUUGAUCUUCUUCUUAUUUCAGCUGACAAAACGAAGCCUAAUAAAUUUGUAUUAAGUGCCAUUGAUAAACUAUUCACCGAUAAAGAUCUUUUUGCGAUUGAUCCACGUUCUAUGGAAGAUGAUCAUCGAAUUCUUUCUAUUCAAAAUGCUGUUCAAAUAAAAUUUGGUCUAAAAACUGAUGAAUUAAGAACUGUUUGGCAACCAAUGCUUGAGUGUGACAAUAUUAGUGAUAAUGAUAAUGAAAAUCAAUUACCAUCUUUACCACCAUCAAUUCCACAAAAUAUCAACAAUGCAGAAACACACGAACAUUUCUAA
Messenger RNA from Rotaria sp. Silwood2, 1125 nucleotides. NCBI's taxonomy places the organism in Eukaryota, Metazoa, Rotifera, Eurotatoria, Philodinida, Philodinidae. The record is from the annotation of a GenBank genome assembly.